ACCCUAUUUAAUUUUUUUUAAUUGGACGAGGAUGAGAAUUAUUUUUACUGAACAGAGGGUGUUGGGAUGGGGCGAACCCUCCCGAAUCCAUCGGAUGUCUUCCUAAUAAUAAUAAUAAUAAUAAUAAAAUACUCAAACUUGGACGGGCGCAGGGUGUAAGAGAGGAGAAGUGGAGGUGGGAGGUGAAAAUGGAAGAUUUUGAGAAGAAGGUGAAAAUCACAGAGGCUAUGGACAUCGAAAACGGCGCUGAUUCCUCCAAAACCCUCCAAUUGCUUCGUAGGUUUCUACAAAUUCAACAGCGCCGAGCCCAAGCUUAUGCAAACAUGAGAAGGGGGUUUGCAGACUAUAUGGUUUCUGGAGGGGAGUCAGCUUACCAACAGCUUUGCAAUGAGAUCACAGUAGAGUUCAAUGAAUGCUCAAAACAAGUCCUUGAAAUGGAAUCUCUAUUUUUGGACCCUGAUUAUGGUCGAGAUGAUCUAGCACAUCUGCUUAGAUCUGUUCAAAAUCAGGAAAAGCAGAAAUUACAUCUGACGGCAACAAUUCAACUGUUGAAGAAGGCAGGUCGCCCUUCAGAACGGUUGGUCAGCCAUGAGAAGUGCAAAUUUAAGAAUCCAGAAGGGCAUGAAUGUGUGCAUGUCCAUGAGAUAACAGAAGCUGCUGGAACUGAAGAGGCGGAGGCAGAUGCUGAGUAUGAUAAUGCUCUCAAUGAAGCAAUUAGAGGUGUGCAGGAUGCUGUGACCACCAUAAAUGAUCAUUUAGAGGAAAUAAAAUAUGAAAUUGCAGCCCUUGAAGCUGAGUGACUCCAACUUCCAUAAAGAUGUAACAAAAAAUUGGAAGAGGUAAUGUAAGAUGGAUAUUAGGACUAUUGAAAGGUUGGUGUUUAUAAUCUAGAUGUUUGAUCGUUUAGUGAAAUGUACAUUCCUUCUUAUUUGCUGUUA
Molecule: messenger RNA, 938 nt
Organism: Vitis vinifera (wine grape)
Lineage: Eukaryota; Viridiplantae; Streptophyta; Magnoliopsida; Vitales; Vitaceae
Exons: 4
Coding region: 189-800 (203 amino acids)
Source: RefSeq, a predicted model, not a curated record